AUGGCCCACGCAAUAUCCAUCUCUUCCAAGGCUCCGGUCGUAUUUGUCUACUGUCAACCAGAGGCCCGUUCAGUAAGACUUCUACAGUUUGCAGAAUUCUGCGAGCACAAAGAUAUUAUUGGCUUCAAAACCAAACUAGUGCCUGUAUACACGAGGCCAAGAGCAUGCCCAUCCUUUAUCAAUCCUCUCCUCUUGCUUCCCAACCACCAUCCUAUGCCCAGGGAACGACUCAUAGCUCGACAAAGGCUCAUCAGGAUUUAUGAGGAUGGUUAUGUCGAGGCUUCCGUGACAUACCUCGAAUCUCUCGAGCAGGAAUGGGUAACCUAUCCUUUCGUGCUUGAGUUGUAUUUCAACAUGCUAGUGCAACUUUACCAGACCCGAUACCUCAAACCCAGGACACAGAUUCCCUUUUUAACAGGUUUGAGGGACAGAGUCCUUAUGAGUUAUGACCCUAACUAUUUCAAGGACAUUGUACGGCUCACUCCUGACCAGUUCAACCGAAUAUUAGGAAUGAUCAGGAAUAACCAACGCUUCCGGUCCGCUGAUAGGCAGCUCCCAGAGGAAAAAAGCAUAACCUACCUGAAAGUGGAGCUGUUUCGUCCCGGAACCAGAGGAUUACCGAUCGAGAAGGUUGCAUGGAUCUUUGGCGUCAACCGAGGAGCGGUUCAAGAGGACACAUGGCGGUUUAUCAAGGCGCUCAACGGAUUCAUGCCCCAGUUCGUAGUAUAG
Messenger RNA from Gamsiella multidivaricata, 729 nucleotides. RefSeq lists its product as uncharacterized. Lineage: Eukaryota; Fungi; Mortierellomycota; Mortierellomycetes; Mortierellales; Mortierellaceae. The transcript has a single exon. The record is from RefSeq and is a predicted model, not a curated record. The coding region runs from base 1 to 729 and encodes 242 amino acids.